This is a messenger RNA of Dermochelys coriacea (leatherback sea turtle), 658 nucleotides long. It is a transcript of the gene AGR2, whose product is annotated as anterior gradient 2, protein disulphide isomerase family member. Gene Ontology annotation, cellular component: endoplasmic reticulum. The transcript has 8 exons. The record is from RefSeq and is a predicted model, not a curated record. Lineage: Eukaryota; Metazoa; Chordata; Testudines; Dermochelyidae. Gene Ontology annotation, molecular function: dystroglycan binding. Bases 115 to 651 code for a protein of 178 amino acids.
UUGAGGUAUGCCAAGGUGCAUAAAUAGGUAUUACUGAGACUUUGUAGUUCACACUGAAACUUGGAACGCUUGCCCAGCUCCUCCAACAAGUGGGAGGGUAAACAAGCAGUAGCCAUGGAGAAGAGUUGUAUAUCUGUGUUCCUGCUGCUUGUUGCUGUCUCUUAUGCACUGGCUAAAGACUUAACGUCUAAGAACGAUGGCAAAAGGGAUACAAAAGAAGUAAAAGAAACCAAACCAAAACUGCCUCAAACUCUCUCCAGAGGGUGGGGUGAUAAUCUUAUCUGGACUCAGACCUAUGAAGAAGCCUUGUUCAGAGCCAAGAGCAGCAACAAGCCCCUGAUGAUCAUCCACCAUUUAGAGGACUGCCCACACAGUCAAGCAUUGAAGAAAGUAUUUGCUGAACACAAAGAAAUACAGAAACUGGCUGAAAAGUUUGUUCUUCUGAAUCUUGUUUAUGAAACAAUUGACAAACAUCUUUCACCUGAUGGGCAGUAUGUCCCUAGAGUUCUGUUUAUAGAUCCCUCCCUGACAGUUAGAGCAGAUAUUACUGGAAGAUACUCAAACCGUCUCUAUGCAUAUGAGCCUUCAGAUAUUUCAUUGUUGUAUUCAAAUAUGCAGAAAGCUCUGAAACUGCUGAAGACUGAAUUAUAAGGCAGGG